UGUUUCUCCCAUGAAUUAAUUUCCUUUAAAAAAAAAGCUUGCUACAGUGAGUCUUAACAUGCUAUAUAUAUGUUUGUGGACUCUCUCCUUACCAGAUGAGGUUGUGAAAACUGAAAUAAAAAUGGCUCUCAAACAAUGGCCAUAUUAUGAUGAGCAAAUAAAAUCUGUGUUCUUUUCUCCUUUCUAUCUGUCUCUGUUCUUCUUUACCACUGUUCUGUUCAUGUUGAAGCUUGCAAAAAGAACCAAAACCCGUCUAAAUCUCCCUCCAUCUCCACCAAAGCUACCAAUCAUCGGCAAUCUCCAUCAGCUAGGCGAACUCCCCCACCACUCUUUCAGAAAACUCUCACGCAAAUACGGCGACAUGAUGAUGUUGCAGCUGGGGCAGAGGAAAACACCAACCUUGGUGGUUUCAUCUGCAGAUGUGGUCAUGGAAAUGAUGAAGAAUCAUGACUUGGCGUUAUCAAACCGACCCCAGAUGACACCUGCGAAAAUCUUACUCUAUGGUUGCAAAGAUGUUGGUUUUGGACACUAUGGAGAGGAUUGGAGACAGAAAAGGAGAAUUUGCGUGAGUGAACUUCUGAGCCCGAAAAGGGUAGCUUCACUUCAUGCCAUUAGAGAAGAAGAAGCUGGAGAAUUGGUGAGUAAGCUUCGUGAAGCGAGCUUGAAAGAUGCAACUGUGAAUCUGAGUGAGAUGAUAAUUUCAACAUUGGGCAACAUCGUUUGUCAGUGUACUCUGGGAAGGAAAUACACAGGAGAAGAAAGCAGGGUGAACGUGUUAGCAAGGCAUGUUAUGAUUCAUAUUAUGUCUUUCACUGUGGGUGAUUACUUUCCUUUGUUUGGUUGGGUUGAUGUUCUCAGAGGGAAAAUUCGGGAAUACAAGGAAACUUUUGCAGAAUUGGAUGGGUUGUUUGAUCAAGUAAUUGCAGAGCAUUUGACAGAGAAACGGGAAAAACUGGGAAAAGACUUUGUGGAUAUUCUACUCAAAAUUCAAGAGGAGAGUGUGCUUGAUCAGUUUGAGUUCACCAAAACUGACCUCAAAUCGCUUCUAAUGGAUAUGUUUGUUGGAGCUAUUGACACAACCGCAGCAGCAUUAGAAUGGGCUAUGUCAGAGCUAGUGAGACAUCCAAACAUAAUGAAGAAAGCUCAGGAAGAAGUCAGAAAAGUUGUAGGCCCAAAAUCAAAAAUAGAAGAAAAUGAUGUUAAUCAAUUGCACUAUUUAAAGUGUGUACUCAAAGAGACUUUGAGGUUUCAUCCACCUACUCCUCUUUUGGCUCCUAGAGAAACAAUAUCUCAAGUGAAACUGAAAGGAUAUGACAUUCCUGCAAAAACAAUGGUCUAUAUCAAUGGCUGGGCGAUUCAAAGGGAUCCUGAAUUUUGGGAAAACCCAGAAGAAUUCAUACCUGAGAGAUUUGAUCAGAACACCGAAAUUGAUAUUAAUAUUCAAGACUUUCACUUUCUUACAUUUGGUUUUGGGAGAAGGGGGUGUCCUGGAAUGAAUUUUGGAGUAGUUUCUGUUGAGUAUUUGCUUGCUAAUCUUCUUUAUUGGUUUGAUUGGAAGCUUCCUGAAGCAGAUAAUGGACAUACACAAGACAUUGAUAUGAGUGAGGUAUUUGGACUUGUUGUCUCAAGGAAAGUACCACUUCAUGUUAAACCAAUAGCUUUUUCACUUUCAUCUGCUUCUUUAAUGUAUUGGUUUGUGCUCAGAGUGAUAUUAGUGAUGUAAGUUAUAUCUACACUUUGUGUGGUGUGUUAUGCUAUGUAUAAUAGUAACUAUUGAAGUGUUGCUCACCAUGUUCAUAGAUUAAUAAAUUUCAGAUCAUAUGUAUGAUGAAUUUAAUUAUGAUUAUAUGUUUGUUCAUUGAA
Molecule: messenger RNA, 1863 nt
Organism: Lotus japonicus
Lineage: Eukaryota; Viridiplantae; Streptophyta; Magnoliopsida; Fabales; Fabaceae
Product: cytochrome P450 71A1-like
Exons: 2
Coding region: 59-1723 (554 amino acids)
Molecular function (GO): oxidoreductase activity, acting on paired donors, with incorporation or reduction of molecular oxygen; monooxygenase activity; heme binding
Source: RefSeq, a predicted model, not a curated record